CCAGGACAACUCUGUCUGGGUACUCACUGACUGGAGUUUUAGGAGACUCAGUCAUAGCAUUUAGGAAUCUCUGAUUCAUUUAAAGGAUUUGCAGCCUCAUCAUUCACUGAAAUCUAGUGACAAAAUUAAUCAGAGCCCAAGAAUAUGGAUGUUCUAAGUCAACUAUCGAUUAUUUUCUUCUUACUUGGAACAGAAAUGCAAUGUCAAUAUGAAAAUUAUGAAUUGGAAGAAGACUACGAUCAAGAGGCAGAUGCCUAUCCACCUACAUUUCAUUUUAAUCCAAACGUAGACUAUAGAGCGCCUUAUUUUCAGUAUCCUGCUGACUGUGCCAGGGAGUGUUUUUGCCCACCAGCUUUGCCACGGUCUAUGUUCUGUGACAACCGCAAACUCAAGACUAUUCCAAAUAUUCCAAGCCGCACUGAACAACUCAAUCUUCAGUUCAAUGAAAUCGAAGCUGUGACAACCACCUCGUUUCUUAAUGCUACUUCUUUAAAAGAAAUCGACCUCAGUCACAACAAAAUUAAAUCUCACAAGAUCGAUUACGGAGUAUUUGCCAAGCUUUCGAAUCUCCAGCAACUUCACCUGGACCACAACAAUUUAGAAGAAUUCCCAUUUCCUCUUCCUAAUGGUCUAGAAAGGCUGCUUCUUGGUUACAAUGAGAUCUCCAGAGUGCACGUGCAUGCCAUGGAUGGUCUAAUCAAUUUGACCAUGCUCGAUCUCUGUAAUAAUCAACUUCACGACUCUCUGUUAAAAGGAAAAUCCUUUUCCAACAUGAAAAAAUUAAUGCAGAUCAAUCUUUGCAACAACAAAUUGCACUCAAUGCCUCCUGACCUGCCUUCCUCCCUCAUGUACCUCUCUCUGGAAAAUAACUCCAUUUCUUUCAUCCCAAAAAAUUAUUUCCAGGGACUUCAAAAACUUGCAGCUCUAAGAAUGUCACACAACAACCUGCAAGACAUCCCGUAUGAUAUUUUUAACCUUUCCAAUCUUGUAGAGCUCAACCUUGGGCACAACAAGUUGAAGCAAGCGUUUUAUAUUCCACGAAAUCUAGAACACCUGUAUAUCGAAGACAAUGAAAUUGAAAAUGUAAAUAUUACACUUCUGUGUCCAUCUAUUGAUCCACUCCACUACCAUCAUUUAACCUAUAUCCGCCUGGAAAAAAAUAGGCUAAAAGCACCGAUAAGCACUUAUGUGUUCUUUUGCUUCCCGCACAUGCACACCAUUUAUUAUGGUGAACAAAAAAAUCUUGCUGGAGAAGCAAUACAUCUGAAGACCCAAGUGUUUCGCAGAUUCCAAGAAGGGGAAGAAGAUGACAAUGAUCACGAAGAAAGGUCUGAGCAAGAAGAAAUGGAAGAUGAUGAAUUUGGCCCUUAUUCCUAUUAAAUUUAAUCAUUGUCAAAAAAAAUACAUAGAAAGGCUCUGCUCAGUUUUAGGCUUUACAUUUCUUAUCUUACAGCUGGCUCUUAUAGAAAUUCUGGAUGAUAAACCACGAUUGAAUUCUGAAGAGUAAAAAGUAUAGAAUCAGUUUACUAUUGACUGUUUAACCAAAUUAUUACUUUAUUUUAGAAAAAAGCUUCUUUUAAAAUUCUCAUUAACAUGGCUAUGUCAUACUUUCAUUCAAUUUGCCCCGAUAUCUUCCAGCCAAUUUAUUACAUUCUAGGAGACGUACACAAAGGUGCUUAAUAAAUCCAAUUACCACCACAAAAGGUUUAAAUAAAUCACUUCCAAACUUGAUUUCUUCAUUACAACUCCUCAACUUGCCGAUGGAUAUAACUUAAUCUGUUAUUUUGCUCUUUGUCUUCAAAGCUUCUUGUAGACCAAGGUCAUCUGAAAACCUCGUUGUUCUAAAACCACAGAUAUACAAAUCAAAGCAGCUAAUGAAUACCACACUGAAAAAAUGUUACAUUAAAUUUGGUUGGAUAGAAGUAAUGACUUUUCUCUAAAUAUAUUCAAUCUAAACUUUAAAUGAAAUAAUUGAAUAUUUGAGUGGCAGACCCCCAUAUCUACUUCCAUGAGGUAAAAAAAAAACAACCCUCAAAAAACCAAACCUUUGAUCAAAAAAUCAAAUUAUUUUGAAAUAAGUGAAAUAUUUUUCUCUCAUUUGGUACUAAAAUGCCCCAAUGGGAACAUCUCAUUUUCAUAGCAGUAAAACAGCAAAGAAUUUACAUUUUCAUCCCAAAAUGAACAAUUUAACUGAUCACUGAAUUGUCUCUGAAGGACAAUAAUUGGUAUUAGCAAUUGCUUUGAGUUAUCAACAUGUACCUGAUGGUCGCCUGUUUAGCAGUAAUGGUGCUUAUUAAGCGCAUACUAUGUGCACAACACUGAACUAAACACUGAGAAGAAUUUAGACACAGUCCCUGUUCCUAGGGGGCGCUCACAAUCUAAGAGGUAUUUUACAGAGAAUUAUUUGUAUACAUUUUGAUAAUGGGGACUCUCUGGAGAAUGAUCAAAUUCAUUCAUUCAUUCAAUAAUAUUUAUUGAGCGCUUACUAUGUGCAGAGCACUGGACUAAGCUCAAAUUGUACAAAGGGAUUGACUCUUCCACUGGUUGCUUCUGCAGGGCUACGCACGCUCUUUUAUCCCCCUGCCAACCACGCUUCUGUAGGGACAGGGAGUGCAACCAGCGAAUAAGCAGCCCGGGGUGCAACGCAUCUUCCUCCCUUUCUUUUUCCGUGUGCCAAGAUCCAUCCGUACUCUAAGUGACAGCGCAUUCAUUCAGCAGGUCUUUACUUCGGUGGUUAGUAGGGACUGGGCUGUUUCUUCAGGCCCCCGGUUAGGUCCGUCCACUUUGGGGGACACUGGAGGAGGUUCUUGGGUGGAAGCCCGAUAUUCCUGAUGGCACAGCCCCAGCAGACAUCCCCCUACUUGAGGACCCUGGACUAAAACUGAUGUGUCACAAUUCCCGGGGCUACGCUCUUUCCGCUGGAAACAACAUCGAACCUACAUGUUACAAACUACAGAGAUCUCUGUCACAUUGCUAAAAAUUCCACUUGAGCAGUCCAUUACAUUAGAAUGCACUCACCAAAUAUUAAAUUAAAACAAAGUACAAAACAACUUGAAGCUUUUAUUUGUUCUGCACAUUCUAUGUUUUAAUCAUCAGUGUUUUAGAUCUUUGCAUUGCUGUAGUAGAACUUUAAAUACUUGCCAGAAGCCAUAACUUUUUGCAAGCCUAAAUAUUAUGAAUAAAGUCUGUGCCAGAUCUUUUUGUCUCACUCACGUCUAUAUAUUAAAGAGCGACAUUUAUCUUCUAUUUAUCAUGUAUUCAGUGCUCUAAUCAUCCUUCGUAAUAAAUAUUACUU
Molecule: messenger RNA, 3295 nt
Organism: Ornithorhynchus anatinus (platypus)
Lineage: Eukaryota; Metazoa; Chordata; Mammalia; Monotremata; Ornithorhynchidae
Gene: OMD
Product: osteomodulin
Exons: 3
Coding region: 145-1380 (411 amino acids)
Molecular function (GO): protein binding
Source: RefSeq, a predicted model, not a curated record